Messenger RNA from Kogia breviceps (pygmy sperm whale), 2359 nucleotides. Lineage: Eukaryota; Metazoa; Chordata; Mammalia; Artiodactyla; Physeteridae. The record is from RefSeq and is a predicted model, not a curated record.
GGAAGCGCUGCGUGGGGGAGACUGUUCCAAGAUGGCGGCGGGUUGCUGCGGGGUGAAGAAGCAGAAACUGUCCAGUUCGCCCCCCUCUGGCUCGGGUGGCGGUGGUGGCGCCUCCUCCUCCCCCCACUGCAGCGGAGAGAGCCAGUGCCGAGCCGGGGAGCUGGGACUAGGAGGCGCCGGCACGCGGCUCAACGGUCUAGGAGGUCUAGCCGGAGGAGGUAGCGGCAGCGGCUGUACCCUCUCUCCCCCCCAGGGCUGCGGCGGCGGCGGCGGGGGAAUCUCCGUGUCGCCCCCUCCGAGCUGCGGAGUGGGCACCCUACUUUCUCCCCCGGCCGCCGCCACCUCACCCUCGCCUUCCUUGCCGUCCGCCGCCUCGUCCUCAUCGCCCGGCUCCCGGAAGAUGGUGGUGUCAGCGGAGAUGUGCUGCUUUUGCUUCGAUGUGCUCUACUGUCACCUGUACGGAUACCAGCAGCCCCGGACCCCCCGGUUCACCAACGAGCCCUACCCACUGUUUGUAACAUGGAAGAUUGGUCGAGACAAAAGAUUGCGUGGAUGCAUAGGUACUUUUUCUGCCAUGAAUUUGCAUUCAGGACUCAGGGAGUACACACUUACCAGUGCCCUUAAAGAUAGCCGUUUUCCCCCAAUGACAAGGGAUGAGCUGCCGCGGCUGUUCUGCUCAGUGUCUCUGCUCACUAACUUCGAAGACGUCUGUGAUUAUUUGGACUGGGAGGUGGGUGUACAUGGCAUUAGAAUAGAAUUCAUCAAUGAAAAAGGAUCAAAACGCACCGCCACCUACCUACCGGAGGUUGCAAAGGAGCAAGGAUGGGACCAUAUUCAGACCAUAGACUCCUUACUGAGGAAAGGAGGAUACAAAGCUCCGAUUACUAAUGAAUUCAGGAAAACCAUAAAACUGACCAGGUACCGUAGUGAAAAGAUGACCUUGAGCUAUGCUGAAUACCUUGCUCAUCGCCAGCAUCAUCAUUUCCAAAAUGGCAUUGGGCAUCCCCUUCCGCCAUACAACCAUUAUUCCUGACACUGAGCCACACAACCAGUCACUGGGCCUCUCUGCAGACCUCUUCCCAGGAGACCCUACCCCUUCUUGGUCUAGCUAUCUCUUUUACUGUACCAUUUUAUGAUGAUAGUUUCCGUUGCCAUGGUGAAGCUUCGACAUCGUCAGUUAAGAUCAUCAUGGUAACGGGGAAACUGAGCACAAGCUGAAUGAUAUUGUCUGCUGCAAGAAAAAAAAAAAAAGUAAAUAAAACAAGCAAACCGAAGAGAGACAAAAUAGACCAAUAUUGAUCCAUCUUAUCUAUCAUCUCAUCAGUUCAACAGGCUCCUCGUCCUGGGUGAGCUCAUGGUUAGAAGUUUUUUUGUUUUUAAAGAAAAGAUCUAUUCCAUACGUGUGUGUGUAUACUUACAGUACAUACAUAUGUGUGUGUUUAUGUAUUUAACGGUGCUAAUCAAUCUUGAGCAGGUCACGUGACUGGUCAUGCGGACUCUAAAAUCAUAUCAGAUUUUUUAAAAUUCUUGAUAUAUGCAGAUGUUAUACAGAUUUUCUUACCAGUGUAAUAAUGUUAUACUGAAGAAAUAACCAUCCUGCAGGCUUCAGAGGACGAGGUCAGCAAUAUUUCCCACCGUGGCUUGGGGGAAAAGGAUAGUUUUGUCUCCUUUUGUGUUCAAAUUAAUGCACAGUGCAUUUUUGUGUCUAAGUAGCUGUUGACUAAAAGACUUUGUAGUGUAAAGGGUGUUAUACAAACUUGUAAUGGUGUGCUUCAAACAAAUGCUAGACCCUUUCACCUUUGUCGUACAUUACAAAGCUGUUAAAUAUGUAGUUUGAAUUAACUUUGAACAUGUUGAAAUAUGUAGCAUGUGUUUUUAACUCAGACGAAGAUUCUGACUGCACAGGUUGUGUUCUAGCCAGUUGUGGUUUAUUUGUGCAGAAACACAAAUGUGAAUUGCACUCUUGUCACCAGAAUAUUGUGUAAGUUCAGUGAUCUCUAAACAGCUCAGAAGUAAUACUUGAACUUCAUUUGAGUAGCACAAAGUUUACAUAGCCCCCCUUUUAAAUGUUAAUUAGUUCCAUGUAUGUUUUCCGUUUUCAGAUGCAACUGGGUAUUUUUUUCCUCUUGGAAAAUAGUACUUAUUUUACUUUGGUAUGUAGCAAAAGGCUUCCAUUUCUGGAAGGGUUUUCUUGUUCUUAAACAAGGUCAGCCAGGUACCAGAUUCUAGAAGAACAAUUGCCCCCCCCCCCCCAAUUAAGUGGCCUUCUGACUGCACGAUAAAAUGUGCUACUGCCCUGCCUGCUUCAGUCUCCGGUGUGAUUGAUGGAGGGAAGUGCAAGGCUUGCUCUUUACCCCCC